This is a messenger RNA of Sceloporus undulatus (fence lizard), 1389 nucleotides long. RefSeq names its product coiled-coil glutamate rich protein 1 (gene CCER1). Lineage: Eukaryota; Metazoa; Chordata; Lepidosauria; Squamata; Phrynosomatidae. The transcript has a single exon. The record is from RefSeq and is a predicted model, not a curated record. The coding region runs from base 554 to 1327 and encodes 257 amino acids.
UAGCCACAAUAGCGGGUAUGUGCUGUUGGGACCUAAGAUGAAGAAAAGUCAUUGCUCCUACAAAAUCUCUCACAAAAGAACACCUAACACAACCCUCUGUGGGUUUAAAAGCCAAUGGAAUGUCCAGUAACAGCCCCACCCAUUGCUUUAUGAUUGGUUCUCCGUUGCCCAGGGUGAUAGGGAUGCUUUAUUCAAUCUGUACAGGGCUCCCUAGAGGAACGGAAGUCACCACCCGCAGUGGUAGGACAACCAUGACCUUCUGUAUCUGGGCUGAAGCAGCAGCUCACACCAGCGUUUAAUUGUUUUGUCAAAAGUGUCAAGAAAAAGGCAUAAAGGCUACAAAGUAGGGAGACGAAGAGAAAGACCUGAAGGAAAGCUAUUAGAAAAUCAGGCAGAUGCCCAACUGCUUAAGGGCAGCAGGGGUGUACUGCAUAGCAAUAGCAAAGAGUACAAGCAGUGGACACAGAGGAAGAAGAACCCCCUGGGAAAACAGCGAGUACAAAAGAUAGAGAGGUCUUUCUUGGAACAGGGAUUCCAUUCAUCUCCUAAUAAGAUGUGGAGACAGGGACGGAAGUGUUAUCAGCAGUUGUCUGUUCAACAAGGGUAUACAAAUCAGUGGCCUGUCAUGUCAGGGAGGACCUUAAAUGCUGGAAGAAACAACUCAGGAAUGUCUCAUCACAAUCAUUACACCAAAGUUUAUCAGCCUAGAAGUCAUCACUUUUCGAGACAGAGGAAUUAUAAUUUCUCUAGGAGUGGUAGACCAUGGAAGAGAAAGGGAGGCUAUUGGAAGAGAAAGAGAUCAUAUAAGAAGAAGCAAACAAAUCAUUCUUCUCCUGCAGAUCACCAGUGGCCCUCCAGGUUCUGUAGUAACUAUCAAAGCCACCAGCGGCACUAUUAUCGGAAGCGAUACUUCAGAAGGCAGCGUUUGUUGGCAUUCAUGCAUGCAGCUGUAAAGGGACGACUGCGCCCCAUGAACCUCUGUGGGUGGAGAGCACCAGGAAUGCGUGCCCCAAGGAACACAACUCAGUUCAUCAUGCAUCAAGUGUAUGAAGAUAUGCGUCUGCAGAAGAAAGAAGAAGCAGCUGCUGCUGCAAGCAAAAGAGAUGAAGAGAAAACAGAACGACAGUUCUUCAGAGAAGAUGACAUAUGCAGCAUAGUCUCAGCAAGUAGCAGUUGCAUGGCCCUCAUUUCACCUAUGACCCCUGAGAGCAACAUUCUCACAGAAGAAGAGGAUGAGGAGGAUGGAGAAAAUGAGAGCAAUUGGACAAGCCAAAGAUGUGAAAAUAUUGAUCUGGAAUCUCAAGUUAACAUUUCAUGUGAGCCAUGAAACAGUGACAGGAGCACACAGAGUUUGGACUCAUCAAUAGACUCUGAUGCCCAGAUACUUAA